CUUACACCUUCUCCCACCAUGUCCCGCCAUCUGUCACCAUCUAUCAUCGUCGCUCUUCUCUUGUGCUCCUCAGAUCUUCGGUCCGAUACUGCCUGGUCCCGUUAUGGCUUCUUUUGACCUUGACCACAAAACCGCAAGUAAUGACGAGAUAGCUGCCUACUGUUCAAAUCCAAACCAUACCUCUCUCAGCAAAGCUUGUUAUGAUAACCAUGUUGUCAAAUUAUCUGAAGAAGCAGUAGUCAAGUUUGGGCGGGGCAUCAAAGAAGAGGAGGCGAAAAGUCUGAGGCGAGCCUACGAACUGGUUGAUCACGAUGUCGUGCGCAUUCCAUUUGUCUAUCGAUUUUUCACCAAAGCACAACAAGGUUAUAUUGUCAUGGAGUACAUGCGGGGAAGGGUCAUCGAGCCUGUUGAAGACCAUGUUCUGAUAGAAAGAAUCGCCGAUGUUGUUGCCUAUCUUACGACUAUUCGCGGUUCUGUACCUGGUCCGCUUGGUGGUGGAGUGUCAAGUGGUAUCCUUUGGUCUGAACACAGUGAAGAACCUCUCCUUCAUACUGUUGAGGAGAUGGAAAAUUGGUUCAACAGGAGACUACGGAAACAGGAUCCUAAAGUAAGAUUCAGUGAGUCUGAGUUGGUUUUGUGUCACCUUGAUAUAGCUCCUCGAAACUUCCUCCUACUCGAGGAUGAUUCUAUCUGCCUUCUUGAUUGGGCCAGUGCUGGGUUUUAUCCAAGGGUGUUCGAAGAAUGUGCUAUGAGAAUUACACGUGGAUUGAGGAAUUUGUUCAAUGAUGAUGCCCUGAAACUGAGGGGUUUGACGGAAAUGGAGGAAGUUCAGAUAACUUCGAUGAUGCAAGCUUACUACAAUAGUGUGCGAUUUCACUUCAAACCCACACAGCCAUCACACGUCACCCUGGGGCGCAGGGAUGAAAAUCCUGUCGAUGAUUGAAGAAAGCACUGGUUACUAGUCACCGAGUUGGCAGAAAGUAUCGAUCAACUUUAUCAUACUACUCCUCGUCGCCAAUGUUGGAGCGUCAAUAUCCAGAAGCGCCAGAGGCUUUUACUAUAUUUAAAUUCUGUUAGGGGGUAAUGAAGCAAUGCGCUAGCCAGGCACAGCUUUGGGGCUCUGGUUGAUGAUACAACAUACUCAUAUCGAAUAUCCUCGUAUCCAUGGUUCACAAGAGAGGUGUCGAAGCGUACGAACAGACUUGUCUGAGCUCGGCUAUUUUAUGUGCACCUUACCCGGGACGAGUGCAUGCUCGGGCGUUCAUUUGGAGCAGAAUCAGACAUGGAGAAGGGAAUCCAAUGUAUUGGCAUAUGCUCGUGUCUACGCUACAAUGAUACCAAAUCUUUGUAUCAUAUAUUUUGCUGGGGUACUCAAGUCACGUUCUAAGCACG
Cadophora gregata is the source of this 1392-nucleotide messenger RNA. RefSeq lists its product as uncharacterized. The record is from RefSeq and is a predicted model, not a curated record. Lineage: Eukaryota; Fungi; Ascomycota; Leotiomycetes; Helotiales; Ploettnerulaceae. The coding region runs from base 104 to 943 and encodes 279 amino acids. The transcript is spliced from 2 exons.